This is a messenger RNA of Thermochaetoides thermophila DSM 1495, 1797 nucleotides long. RefSeq lists its product as uncharacterized. The transcript has a single exon. The coding region runs from base 1 to 1797 and encodes 598 amino acids. Lineage: Eukaryota; Fungi; Ascomycota; Sordariomycetes; Sordariales; Chaetomiaceae. Gene Ontology annotation, molecular function: protein binding. The record is from RefSeq and is a predicted model, not a curated record.
AUGGCUGACCAGGCCAGAGCAGCGGCACGAGACAGGCCGCCGCAGUCGUCCCAAGACCUUCGCGCAAGAAACACGCCGAUGACGUCGCCUGCCGACAUGCGUCCGCCACCUUCUUCCGACCUCUGUGACUCUGCCGAGUCCUCCGACCGCGCGACCCCGAUACCUCGUUCGCAUACCCCUGGCCACUUGUCGUCCAAGAGCCAGGACCGGCGUCCGACCGACAAGCCCAUUGAGAUUGCCAUCCGCCAGCGAUCACAAUCGUCUGCUGCGGCAUCAAGCAUUUCCUCGUCCUCGACAAUUGUUCCCUCUGCCUCCUCUUCGACUACAUCCUUCACCAUUGCCGCAUCAGCAUCAUCAUCCCGGUCCCUUAACAACCCCUCGUCGUCCCGACUGCCGAGCACAAGCACAAGCACAUAUGAAAACGAUGAUAGCAGAGAGACACAGGACUCUUCUGCCGCAAACAGCAACCGAGAUGCCUUGAACGGAUCCGGCGCGGCCACAACCAGCACUUCAUCCGCUCCGCGGCGACCAACCGCAUUGCGCUCCACCUCCGCCAUCGCAGGCCGGCCCGCGCCAGGGGGAGGUGCGGGCACAGGCACAACGGGAACGAGUUCAGGGUCCGGAACAGCAAUCAACACUUCCAGCAACGAUACCAACAAGAGCAGAACUAGCAACAGCACGAGCGGCGCCUCCCGGAUGCGGGGCAUGCCAGCGAAGGGAGCCGAGACGUACACGCCGUGUCCUCCACUGAUAGACCCCAAAACGGCGCCCAAUGUGCCGGAAGCCCCCUCAUCGGGCAUGUACUGGACGAAAGCCAUGACAUCGGGCCAUCCACACACGGCUCUACGGGCACAUACUGCGACCAUUGUCGGCUCCAAUGUGUAUGUGUUCGGCGGCUGCGACUCCCGUGCGUGUUUUAACGAACUGUAUGUGCUGGAUGCCGACAGCUUCUACUGGUCUCGGCCGCACGUCGUCGGCGACAUCCCCGUGCCGCUUCGUGCCAUGACGUGCACGGCUGUGGGGAAGAAGCUGGUUGUCUUUGGCGGUGGCGACGGGCCGGCGUACUAUAACGAUGUUUACGUCUUGGAUACUGUCAACUUCCGGUGGUAUAAGCCAAAAAUUGUUGGCGACAAAGUACCGUCGAAACGGCGCGCGCACACUGCGUGCCUGUACAAAAAUGGAAUCUACGUGUUUGGAGGCGGCGACGGUGUGCGUGCGCUCAAUGACAUUUGGCGCCUUGAUGUUAGCGACAUGAACACGAUGUCAUGGAGGCUUAUCUCCGGCUCCUCCUCGUCCUCAUUAACGGCCAAUGGCCGGUCCGGGGGUGUGGCCAAGGAGAUUCGCCCCAAGGCUCGCGGCUACCACACGGCCAACAUGGUCGGCAGCAAGCUGAUCAUCUAUGGAGGGUCAGAUGGCGGCGAAUGCUUCAACGAUGUGUGGGUGUAUGACGUGGAGACGCAAAUCUGGAAGCAGGUCAACAUUCCCAUCACCUACCGGCGACUAUCGCACACAGCGACCCUUAUCGGCUCAUAUUUAUUUGUCAUUGGCGGCCACGACGGCAACGAGUACUCUAAUGAGGUCCUGCUGCUCAACCUGGUCACUAUGACCUGGGACCGCCGCAAGGUAUACGGCCUGCCGCCUUCUGGCCGUGGAUACCACGGGACAGUGCUGCACGAUAGUCGCUUAUUGGUCAUUGGAGGCUUUGACGGGACUGAGGUGUUUGGUGAUGUUUGGAUUUUGGAGUUGGCGGUUCACUCGUAUUAUUCGCAAAUCAGCCACUUCACUAUCGAGGUAUAG